Pyricularia oryzae 70-15 is the source of this 1141-nucleotide messenger RNA. Its product is annotated as exosome complex exonuclease RRP41. The record is from RefSeq and is a predicted model, not a curated record. Gene Ontology annotation, biological process: nuclear mRNA surveillance; U4 snRNA 3'-end processing; poly(A)-dependent snoRNA 3'-end processing. The coding region runs from base 78 to 920 and encodes 280 amino acids. Gene Ontology annotation, cellular component: nuclear exosome (RNase complex); nucleolus; cytoplasmic exosome (RNase complex). NCBI's taxonomy places the organism in Eukaryota, Fungi, Ascomycota, Sordariomycetes, Magnaporthales, Pyriculariaceae. The transcript is spliced from 2 exons.
UUCGACCUUGAACCAUCCAUUUGUCGCCAACGUCAAUUUCAACCAAAGAAAGGAGACCAAAAACACCCUCAACCGCCAUGCCAUUGGACACAUCCGCAUACUCCCUCGCGCUCCUGCGCGUCGACGGCCGACGAUGGAACGAGCUGCGGCGCUGCCACGCGCAGAUCCGCACGCAGGCCGCAGCCGACGGGUCCAGCUACCUCGAGAUGGGACACACCAAGGUCAUGUGCGUGGUGACGGGGCCGAGCGAGGCGGCACCGGGCCAGCGGAGGACGGGGGUCAACAUCACGGCGACCGCGACCGGCGGUGGCCAGGGCGCCCAGUCCAAGGAGGCGGAGGUGGUGGUCAGCAUAGUGGUCGCGGGGUUCAGCUCGGUGGAUAGGAAGAAGCGCGGCCGGGGUGACAAGCGUAUACAAGAACUCCAGGCGACGGUCUCACACGCCCUCUCAGCAACCCUACACACCCACCUCUUCCAGCACAGCACCAUCACCUUCUCCCUGCACGUCCUGUCCCAGGACGGAUCGCUGCUGGCCGCCCUGAUCAACGCCGCCACGCUCGCCGCCGUCGAUGCCGGAAUCCCCAUGGCCGACUACGUUGUCGCCUGCUCGGCCGGCUCGACCUCGUCCUACGCCGCGGCCGACGAGUCGGCCGAUCCACUGCUGGACCUCAACCAGCAGGAGGAGACGGAGCUGCCGGGGCUCACGGCCGCGACGCUGGGCGCGACGGACCGCGUUGUCGUGCUCUCGUGCGAAAGCAGAGUCCAGGCCAGCCGGUUAGAAGGGAUGCUGGCCGUCGCGGUCGAUGGGUGCAAGCAGGUCAGGGAGAUUUUGGACAGGGUCGUCAAGGAAAGGGGCAGGCAAAUGAUCCGCGAGGGUGCCAUAGAAAAGGCGGAUGCGCUCAUGAUGGAUAUGGAGUCGUAAUGCACAAGAUGUUGACGGUUUGCAAUGGGUCACGGUUUCAUAGUAGGCGUUUAGGUGUCAGGCGGGUUUUGGAGCAUCGCAUUCAAGCAUAAAACACCGGAAACCUCCGGAUACAAGGAAUGUUCAUAUGUCGGAUUUUGAAUUUGCAACUAACGGACCGCUUAACAAUACAUAUAUGUGAACAAAACCAACACAGAUCGCACAACAAUGAGAUUUUCCUA